Molecule: messenger RNA, 222 nt
Organism: Prunus armeniaca (apricot)
Lineage: Eukaryota; Viridiplantae; Streptophyta; Magnoliopsida; Rosales; Rosaceae
Source: the annotation of a GenBank genome assembly
AUGGUAGCAAGAGAUGGAUCAAAACACAACAACAUGGCAUCAACAAUGACCACAACAACGAAAAGCGAAGCAAACAAAGGCAACGUCAACGACAACAAUAUCGGUAAAGGUAACAUCAACGGCAGUAAUAGAGGCAAUGGCAACAACAACAGAAAAUGGGCAAAGCAAGGUAAGGCAAGGCCAGGCAAAAGUAACAUCAAUGACCAUAGCAAUGGAAAAUGA